GUUGCGUGAAGAAUCGAGUCGACAAAACAACGCUAAAGAUUAGGAAUGCGAAAACGUGACAGGUUAGGAUGCUGGCAACAGCUUUUAACCCUAGUAGGCCCCGGAUCGCUUUCGGAGAAGCAAUGGGUCGAUUUAUAUAAGAAUUACCUGCGCAGCUGGAACAGGAUUUAUUACCUCAAGCUCGACGACGAAAAAGAUCUUCCUGCUGCAGACCCUCUAAUCGAGCGACAAAAUGACAAAGGCAGGCAUCGUUAUCCCAUGGCGCCGCCUUCUACUCCCUCCGUCAAUGGCAUCAAGCGACGCAAUUCUCUGGCGUCGCCUUCUGCUACCUCGUUCAGUCCCAUCAAACGCCGCAAUUCCGUGGCAGCGCCAUCAUCUCCAUCAUUUUCGCCCAUCAAGCGGCGCAAUUCCGUGGCAGCGCCAUUAUCUCCGUUAUUCAUUCCGAUCAAGCGGCGUAAUUCUUUGGCACCUCCACCAACAGCAACUCCCACCAAGAGUUUAUAUAUCAAAGGGCAGGACUGCGAUCCGUUACUUCCAACCGUAAAACGUACAAAUUCAGUGACUGCUGACGAUUUCGAUCCCAAUAAUCAUGGAGAUAUGUUUCUCAGCCCCAUUAAGCGCAGCGACUCUGUUCUCAAUGAAAUCGAAAUCGAUUGUGAUGCUUUCAAUAGCCACGACUUAAUGGCAUUGAAUCAAUGGAUGAAACCAAUUAAAAUAAUCUCCCCUUUGGCCCCCAGUCCCAGGCGCCCAGACACGGAUCUAAAACCGAAUCCUAAAUAUUCAGUUUUUCCUACGACUCCCAAUCGCAUCAAGCGUAGGGACUCCUCAGUUGCUGGUCCGUCGGGGUUCAAAUCGAAAAGCAAGCCAAAAAACGUUGGAAAGAUGCCAACUGUCGCGGACGAAGAGCUGGAAGACGAGAUGCCGCUAGCGGCUUGGAAGAAGUAUAGUGCUCAGCGUAAAAAGCUAAAGGAAGGAAGCCCUAAAAAUGGAUCUCUGCUGCUUAAGCUUGAAAAAGAUAUUAAAGUUGAACUGCCAAUAAAGCGAAAGAGGGGUCGCCCCUCGCGGGAGGAGAAGGCCAAGCGGUUGGAGGAGGAGAAUGCGCUAAAGAUGAUAUAUCAAACUUCGGAACCAAUAAAGAAAUCAACUACAGAUGGGGCGAUGCAAGAUCUGGAGCAACAAGUCCGAGCUCCUCAGACACAUAAUGCACGUAAAAAGCAGCAGAAGCAGCGGAAAACCAUCUCGCAGACCACUAUAAAACUUCCGCACCAGCUGACUCAGUUCCACACGUAUGCCAAGUCACCCAAUCAGAAGCCAACAGCCAAGCCACCCAAAAAGAAGCCAACAGCCAAGCCAAGAUGUCAGUCAUCGUCUUCAGUCACCGAUCAGGAUGGAGCGGACAUUGCCAUACUAUCAAAUGUUGUCGUUCAACCCGCUGUAAGCUUUUUUCUCUUCAUUAAGUCACGUAACUCCUUUUCCUUCUCACAGAUCUUAGAUGAAGAUGCGGUCGCACCGGCCCACAUGCCAGCGGAUGCGAUAGAUUUGAAAAAUCCAUCCACCAAGCCUCCUGAAGAUAAAGUGGGGGAGAAAGGAUAUAAGAAGGAAGAGGCAGAGGAUGAGAAGGACGUAGUGCGGAUAAGAAAAAACGAACGUUCGAUGCUUAAAGAAAUCUCAAGCGAUCAAGAUGAAGAUGUGCAGCAUCUCAUCCUCCAGGAAACGGGCUUGUUUUUCAAUGAUUUGGAAGCAGAGGAGCAGCUACUCGACGAUUGCAUGACUUUAACCAGCCCAGUAGGUGGCGAGGAGGGUGAUAGGAAUGCCCUAGAAAUCGACUUUGACAUUGACCUGCUGGUUAGGGAUGAAACUGUGGCUAACCAGAUCGCGUUGAUCGACUCGCAGACAGAGAUGUCCCUCGAUCGAUGUCUUGAGGCAACUGACAACAAGCCGCCCAGCGAGACUCCACCGAGUCCCAAGACAGCAGUCGAAGAUCAGCUCACCCAUACUUCCGAGUUCUUUGAGAAGCUACCUAGUCGACCGACCGUAGAUGUGAGUGCAGACCAGUCAAACCUACUGUGGCCUUUCAUGGACGAAGGGGAGGUGCUAGACUAUGAGCCUGACUACGAUGUGCUCACGCUGGAGGUCUCUUCGGAUGAACUGGAGGACGAAUGCCCCAGUAAGUCGAAAGGAGAAACCAAGCCGAGUGAAAACAAUUCCGAGCCUGUAAACCAGACCAAUCUGCCAAAGGUUCAAGCGGAGCCUCCAAGCAACCAACCCGAAAUUCCGAUCACGGAAAACUUGAGAAACUUUCGGAUUCCAAGGCUAGCACCCGAGCUGCUCAAGUCACAGCCUGUCGUGAUGCAAACUCUGUAUUUACAACAGGAUGAGAAACAGCAGAGGGAGAAAAUAAAAUCAGUGCCUCCGCCUGUUCCGCCUGUAGCCGAAGACAUAAGCAGAAGGCGAGAGGAGGCUAAGGCUGCCAGGCGUCCAAAGGAAACAAUGCCGCAAUUUGCACCGCCAUAUCGCCCCACUCGCGAAGAUCCUGUGGCCCCAGACUUGUCGCAGCCAAUGUUUGGCCCCCAGGACUUGGCUACUCCUCCGUUGUUUGGUCCCGAAGACUUGGCUCCGGUUUUUGUGCCUCCCAGCAAUGGGGAAAAGUCAAACUAUGGGCAUCUUGGCGAGGCUAGGCCUUGUAGGGAGAUGCCCCCCGAUGUAUCAGUCCAACAGCAUCCUCCCGGGGCCUCCCAGUAUGUCCCACAAAACUUGGCCACCGCCGAAAUGUUACCUCCCAGACAUCAAGGCCUUAGUGCUAAACACUGGAUGACGGAGAUCUUUGGAGUCAAGUGCCUCAAUUAUUUGGGUAACAAGUGCCUGGUGGCUUACUGCGAUCACGCGACAAGUCCGGUGGGCGAGGUGGAGAGGCGCCUGCUCAGUAUGACGGAGGAAGCCCUGGUUAGUACUUACCGACAGGCUCUGCGCAGUUUAUACAUUUUCGAGCGGUACUUCAAGUGCUUUGCGGAUAUCUUUGAGCGGCGCAAACUUUACAAGCAUCUGCUGCAAAUGUUGGCCAAGAGUCGUUAUUAUCAAAACACAACAGUGCCCAUUGUCAGGCAUGUUUUUCGAGCGCUCAAGGUUGCUGGUCUAGAGCGGGAGGCCACGCAUUGCCUGAUGACCGACCUGUGGAUUCCAAGCAAGGCACACAAGUUCAGUGAGUUGAUGGUGACAAUAUUACAGAUACUGGAAGCAGGCAACUGGCAGGAUUACAUCGAUCAGCUGGUGGAACUGCACGAAACAUACAAGUUCCUGUUGUCCGAAGAGUUAAUGAUACGGAUUAUGACAUGGGCAGAUGUGACGAAGAACGAGGCCCUACAGAAGAAGUCCAUGAUGAUGCUGCUCGCUGACAUGACCAAGUAUGCCCGAUCUCCAGCUCUCAAAACCCUCGUCGACAAGUUCUCCAACCUGGAAACAAAUUCGAAUCUACAACAGACGAGUGCAGAGUCCAUUCCAGCGCUUUCUCGGAGAUCUCCGGCGCAGCAGCAGCAGCAGCAGCAUCAACAAUCGAUCUGGAACCUCAAUGCAAAUCCAAAUCAAAUUCCCGAUUUCAUUCCGCAACAAGAUCGGCUGCCUGGAGCAGCUUCCUCUCUCAUUAGGAUAUCUUCCGCUAGUGGACAGCCGCCACAGUAUCCAGCAUCGUUCUGGAACCCUAAUCCACAACCGAACCAAAAUCUGCCUGGAGCAGUUCCUGGUCCAUCGCUUAUAAGGAGUAAUCCAGCUCUAACGCCACACUGGAGCCACAAUCCGAAUCCAAAUCCUUGUCGCGACCUGCCUGGAGCAGGUCCUGGCCCCUCGCGUGUAUGGAAUGCUCAGUUACCUGGAAACCGUCAAGGGCAGCAGCAGCAGCAUCCAACGUCGAUCUGGAGAAGCCAAGCAACCGACGAUAAUACGUUUCUUAAUUUUCCCUCUGGGUUUCAAUAGGAUGGUUUUUCUUACUUGAAUUCAAUGUAAUUUUUCACCGACUUUUUUCGUUUCCUCUUAUAUAUUUUUGUGACCUUGGGGCAGACCUUUGCAGCAAAAUUGACGAUUUUGAUA
Messenger RNA from Drosophila kikkawai, 4080 nucleotides. Lineage: Eukaryota; Metazoa; Arthropoda; Insecta; Diptera; Drosophilidae. The record is from RefSeq and is a predicted model, not a curated record.